GCAGGCUCCGUGGGGGCCGCUCCGGUGACCGUUGCUCUGUCUUUGCAGGGGGGACAAUGGAGACUCUGCUGCAGCUGGCAAGAUGGGGCCUCUUGGGCCGUAGCCUCUCCCUGGUCCAGACCGCGAGGAGCCUCCACUGUGGGGUCGCCAGCUGGAUCCAUGUGAAGUUGCCCCCUGAACCUAAAGAGGUUGAUCGCUGGACAGAGAAACGAGCCUUAUUUGGGGUCUCGUUUCUCUGCCCCGCCCCCUUCACCCCUUUGGGAAUUCUAGGAGACUUCCAGGUUCACCCCAAGGACUUGAUCAUAGGGCCCAGCUGGCUGCGAGGCUGGCGGGGAAAUGAGCUACAGAGAUGCAUCCGCAAGAAGCAAAUUGUAGGUCAUCGAAUGUUUGAUCAGGAUUACAAGAACCUUAACAAAAGGAUCAGGUUCCUGUACAGACGCUUCAACCGCACUGGAAAGCACCGCUAGGAGCAGACCUGUGAGAACUCUCCAUGUGCAUCCUGGAAGGAAUGGCAUCCUGGGUGUAACAGGUUUAGCACCUGGAGCUGUGCACAUAUUGGGGUGUUGUAAAAUCAUAAUAAACUGAGUUGCUCUUCUACAACUACCUUCUACCUUUGAUCCUACUUGAAGCUCAGUUCCGACCUACAGACCCUCCUGCUUGUCCAGUCCUGAGCUACCUUUGCUGAUUAUUUCUU
Messenger RNA from Mauremys reevesii (Reeves's turtle), 694 nucleotides. RefSeq names its product 39S ribosomal protein L51, mitochondrial-like. The record is from RefSeq and is a predicted model, not a curated record. Gene Ontology annotation, cellular component: mitochondrial large ribosomal subunit. The coding region runs from base 57 to 467 and encodes 136 amino acids. NCBI's taxonomy places the organism in Eukaryota, Metazoa, Chordata, Testudines, Geoemydidae. Gene Ontology annotation, biological process: translation. The transcript has 2 exons. Gene Ontology annotation, molecular function: structural constituent of ribosome.